AUGUUGGGCUUUUCCAACGUCCAAGCUGAAUGGCUAUGUUGGGAUUAUGCUAUGCCCAUCAUCCCUAUCACUACAACCGAAACAUUGCCAGGCUGUCUCGAAUCACUUCAACAAGACAACAGCAAAAAAAGUUCCCAACCCGGUGCCGGUGCAAACAUCGCCAGUCGAGACCUGCUGCGCGGGUGUGUCUAUGGGAAACCGCUGUCAAGAGACCAAGUCAAUAUCUUGACGGGAAUUACAUCUGGGUUUGGGGAUCUUGCCAGCCGUUCUUCUCUUCCAAACGGUCAGGCUGUUAUCCGUGAAUACCUGGGUAAUGAAGAUGGUGAACGACUUCUGUCAUUUCUUACCAAUGACUUUUCCAAGACUCAAGGCCAAGCCUGA
Fusarium poae is the source of this 381-nucleotide messenger RNA. RefSeq lists its product as uncharacterized. The transcript has 2 exons. Lineage: Eukaryota; Fungi; Ascomycota; Sordariomycetes; Hypocreales; Nectriaceae. The record is from RefSeq and is a predicted model, not a curated record. The coding region runs from base 1 to 381 and encodes 126 amino acids.